Molecule: messenger RNA, 12548 nt
Organism: Oncorhynchus nerka (sockeye salmon)
Lineage: Eukaryota; Metazoa; Chordata; Actinopteri; Salmoniformes; Salmonidae
Product: ceramide synthase-like
Exons: 5
Coding region: 513-1382 (289 amino acids)
Biological process (GO): lipid homeostasis
Cellular component (GO): membrane; endoplasmic reticulum
Source: RefSeq, a predicted model, not a curated record
GUCUGCACCGUCAGGCAUAAAAGCGCUUGUCGAGUCGUUGAUGGUUAGCAGCAUAGCACCCCAUCUCGAAGAAGCAUAGGUCGAACCUUGCCUUUCCGCGGUUUAAUUCACAUAUUUAUGAUAUUCAUCGUGGACUACCGGGCGCAUGUUUUUGCUGGUUGAAUAAUCUCAAACCUCGUAAUUAAAGUGUAUUCCGCGGCAUGUAGUUAGCGUGUUGGCUAACGUUACCGGCUUUGCGCCAGGGCAGGAGUGAAGACCAAUCAAUCGCCGGGUACCUUCACCGCUAGUUUUUGUGUAACGGUACAGUGUGGUGCUGCUGAGGCAAGGGAAAAAACGCAGCGGUCACCGGUGACUGGAUCUUGUGGGGUGAGCACCAAUGCAGUCUAGAAAACACGGCGAAUCCCAGUCACCGGUGUAAAACACGGUGUGUAAAAUACAUUUAGUAGCCCUCGAACCAAAUUAUAAUAAUAGAUAGGUCGCUAGCUUGAUAGCAGGACAAGUGCAACGCAAGGAUGUUGCAAGUGCUGGCUUGCGGCGUCGUAGUUUUUCCCGGUCUCUUCUUCAUCUUUCGGAGAGUACUCCCUUCCAUUUUCAAACAGUGGACCGAUGCCGACGUUGUACUGGUCAGCGAGAGGCUGGUGUCCUCCAUCCACGCCAUCAUGGCCACCACGGCGGGAGUCAUCGUGGUGUCGGCGUGCAGCGGUAACGUCAUGACUGACAGGUACUGGCUGGCCACCUACUUUGUCAUCUGGUACGGCGUGCCCUACAUGACAUACGAUAUCUAUGCCAUGUACCUAAGCCACUACUACCGCUUCCGGGUCAAGGGCCACGAGGAGUACAAGGAGCACUCGCUGACCACGGUCAACUCGUUUGUCCGCCGCGAGUUCCUACUGGUGCUCCACCACAUCGCCCUGCUCACCAUCUUGCUGCCCGUCACCCUGUUCUUCAGGAGGGACCAGGGAGACUACUUCAUUGGCUGCCUGUUUCUCACAGAGCUCAGCACGCCCUUCGUCUCCUUAGGGAAGAUCCUCAUCCAGCUGGGUCUGCAGGACUGUUGGGUCCACAAGGCCAAUGGGGGCAUGGUGCUGCUCAGCUUCUUCCUGUGUCGAAUUGCCCUUUUCCCCUACAUGUACUGGGUCUACGGCCGCCACUACGGCAUCCCGAUCUACGGCGUGCCGUUCCAUCUGACGCUGUCGGUCAACCUGGGCAACUUAUGCAUCCUGGCGCCGCAGGUCUACUGGUUCGUGCUGCUUUGCCGCAAGGGCUGGCGGCUCUACCAGCGCCAACGUCACGCCACCGCUGCUGCCGGCAGCCAGGACUCCUCCCCCCUGACCCCACCUAGCCCCUCCCUCACGGACAACCAACCCAAGGGAGACCAUUAGAGCUGGAGAGCUCACUCUGUCACCAUUGCGCUCUCUCGGAUCUUUCUUGUUCUCUCUACUCUACCUGCGCUCGAGUCACACAAAAACGAACCACCAUUGACUACUAUUUACUACUUACUACUACUACUACUACUGCAAAGGCACUAUGGCUACUUACCACAGUCUCCCCAAAACAACUACUACUACUACUACUAUUAUCACUACUUCUACUACUAUCGUUACUACUAUGAUUACACUAGCUACUGCUCUUCCACCCAUGCCCAGUCCAAGCGAUACUGAUGAUGAUUUUUGACCCCCCCUUAGAUAUUUUUGGGGAUUCCUACCCCCCCACCCCCCUCUUUCUGGAUUAUAGGGACUGGACAUGGGUUAUAUUUGGAGUGCUACAGUGGAGUUUCCGAAAAGGAUAUGAAGAAGACUGAGAAUGGAACUCCUGGCUUUUUUUGAUGGGGGGGGGGGUCUUGCUUCUUCCCCCAUAUUACGUGACCUGUGCAGUAUUGAGUCACUCCCCCAGCCUCGCCCCCCCUCUAUUACUAGAUCUGCUGAUUGGAGGGUCUGUUACAGUGUAGAUGAAUGUGUCUGUAGAAUUGAUUGAUUUGUUCUAUUUGGUGUCAAUGAUUUUUAAGUGUCAAGUUUUGAAGAUCCCCAUUUUAUGAAGUGUUUGUCCACCCACCCAGUCCUGAUCUUUAAAAGACCGGAGGGAAAGGAGGAGAAGCGGGUAGGGGGCUCGGCAUGCAGAUAGAAAUAGUGACAAGGCUGGGUGGAGGGACAAGGGGUGGGUUGGAGGGGUGGGAUGGGAUAGACUAAGCUAGGUACGGGUGUCAGCAUCCACAUUUGAAGGAGACAAUGAAGUAAAAAUGUUUGCUCCAAGCUCUUUGCACCAGCAUAGCUACACAAAAAAAACAUUUAAUGUGAUUGGAUUGUGGAACCCCACACUCCUUUAUCCAUUUUGACACCUCCCAUUGUCCUUUCUCCUCAUUUGCCUGUCUCUAUGGCUGCUGCCGCUGGCCAAUCGGUGCGCCUGCAACGCUCCCGUCUUCCUCCUUUGUUGUUUAUGGCCCAACAGAGUUCUGUGUGCUGCCCUGCUGCGUCUGUUUACAGUAAGUCUAUAAGCCCCACCCCUCAGUAUCACACAGGGGGUGGGGCAUCACAAGCUCCACCCCUCCCAAGAGAGGGGGAGGAGCCUCUAUAUUAUGCGCUGUGACCUACCUGCCUAAAGGGGGAGGCUUUGCAAAAGAUUAGUCCGUAUGUUUACACACGCAGGACUUCUCAGAGAUGGAAGUUUCAAUGGAAGUCCAUGAACGAGGUAGACCAGACCCAGCUGCUAUUACAUUGGUGUCUAUGGGAGAGCCACCCCCUUAAGUACACCUGAACUGGAAAAAAAAUGAUAUGGUAAACGGCCUGAGUGAACUAUCUUCAUUUAUCCACCAUCUUUGGACUUCUCUGGGAGCGCUGUAGCGGCAUUAGAAGGAAUGGGGUAGGUUGUUUAGUCCCGGGUUCGGCUCGGUUGCUACAGCGACAACUGAAGCUGCUUUUAAUGGGUGGAGACAAGACUUUACGGUCACUCGAGGUCAAGUUUGCCGGGUGUGGGUGAUCCGGUGCUUCUGUUAGGUACAUUUUGCCCUCCUGCAAAAGGUGUCAGGGGUGCUUCUGUUAGGUCAAUGCUGCCCUCUGGCAAAGGGGUCUGGGGGCCACAUGGGAGGGGCUUGUAUACCACUGGGCAUCCCAUUUAAAGUGGAACUGACACCGUUUUAACUACUUUGCAGAUAUGAAACAGACAAUCAUAAUAUCAAUCAAUUCCCAGUUUAUCCCUCAAAACCAACUUUAUAAGAGGUUAUUUUAAUAUAUAUUUUAAUAUAUAUAUGAGUCAAAAGUUUGGACACACCUACUCAUUCCAGGUUUUUCUUUAUUUUUACUAUUUUCUACAUUGUAGAAUAAUAGUAAAGACAACAAAACUAUGAAAUAACACAUAUGGAAUCAUGUAGUAACCAAAAUAAAUGUUUCACAGAGUUCAAGUAACAGACAUCUCAACAUCCACUGUUCAGAGGAGACUGUGUGAUUCAGGCCUUCAUGGUCGUGUCAGGCCUUCCAACCGCCCUGUCUUUGUGAUACGCAGAGUAGGUGAAUGGAUGAUCUCCACAUGUGUGGUUCCCACCGUGAAGCAUGGAGGAGGAGGUGUGGGGGUGCUUUGCUUGUGACAGUCUGAUUUAUUUAGAAUUCAAGGCACACUUAACCAGCAUGGCUACCACAGCAUUCUGUAGCGAUACGCCAUCCCAUAUGGUUUGCAUUUAGUGGGACUUUUCAUUUGUUUUUCAACAGGACAAUGACCCAAAACACAACUCCAGGCUGUGGAAGGGCUAUUUGACCAAGAAGGAGAGUGAUGGAGUGUUGCAGACCUCAACCUAAUUAAGAUGGUUUGGGAUGAGUUGGACCACAGAGUGAAGGAAAAGCAGCCAACAAAUGCUCAGCAUAUGUGGGAACUCCUUCAAGAAAAGCAUUCUCAUGAAGCUGGUUGAGAGAAUGCCAAGAGUGUGCAAAGCUGUCAUCAAGACAAAGAAGGGCUACUUUGAGGAAUAUAAAAUAUAUUUAGACUUUUUUGGUUACUUCAUUAUUCCAUGUGUUAUUUCAUAGUUUUGAUGUCUUCACUAUUAUUCUACAUAGUAGAAAAUAGUAAAAAAUUAAGAAAAACCAUUGAAUUAGUAGGUGUGCCCAAACUUUUGACUGGUACUGUAUAUAUAACUUAGAUUUUACUCAAAUUUCCAUGACUUAUAGUCUGGUAUUGGUGGCAGAAUAGAUGGAUGCAGUCAAUGCAUGAUUAAAAUAUUUUACCAAUACGUUCUUGGCAGUGUAAAAAAUAUUGCUAUCAGGUUGUAUGAGCUGUGAUUUACAUUGUUUGCUGCUUGCAGCCAUUCGAGUGAUGAACUGUCGUAAGUUUCACUCGCUCAAUAUUUUCGACAAAGCUACCAAGGGCAAGGAUCAUAAGUCAACGUGGCUAAUAGGCUAUCUGAUCUUUUGAUGUAUUUUUGACAAGCUAAAAACACAUUACCUUGUUGUACCUAGCUAGCUGCUGGGAGGAUUUAAUGUCAACGCUUGGAUGAGUGGGUAAGUGACAGACUUUAUAUUAUUUGAGAUAUUUUUUCUCCCCAAUUGGUAGUUAGUCUUGUUCCAUUGCUGCAACUCCCUACGGACUCAGGAGAGGCGAAGGUCGAGAGCCAUGCACCCUCCGAAACACAACCCUGCCAAGCCACACUGCUUCUUGACACACUGCUCGCUCAACCUGGAAGCCAGCCGCACUAAUGUGUCGGAAACACCGUACAACUGCCGACCGUGUCAGCAUGCAUGCGCCCGGCUUGCAACAGGAGUCGCUAGAGCGCGAUGGGACAAGGACACCCGACCGGCCAAACCCUUCCCUAACCUGGACGACGCUGGGCCAAUUGUGCGACACCUCAUGGUUCUCCCUGUUGCGGCCAGCUGCAACACAACCCGGAUCUGUAGUGAUGCGUCAAGCACUUAGACCGCUGCGCCACGGGAGGCCCUGACAGACUGCUAAAUUGCAGUUGUUAUUUGGUUCGCUAGCUAACAAGAAAUCUGACUCACUUCUGAACCUGAAUGACUGUUAUCCACAGUUACCAUAUAUCCUAGUUGUCAAUCAAAUGUGCAGGCUUGCAAGCUGGUAAAUCCCGUUAAAUUGACAAAAACGUGGGUUAUGGGACAGACGGCAGGCUACAACAGGGCGAGCAAGCAAGCUAUUCCCCAUCGUAUCAGUGUAACUACAGGCUGAAAAGGUUUGACUGAGUUUAUCCCUCACUAGAUUUAACUCUUCUGGUAUUUACAUAUUUAAAGCCCCAAUGCAUUAUUUUUCAUUUUAAAUCAAUGAUAUAUGUUUAAUAAAUCACUGUUUUAUUUAAUGAAAAUAUAUUUUUUAUUUACCUGAGCCUCGUUUUGCCAUUGAAAUGCUCAGUCUGAUUGUGUGGGUGUGUUGAUACAAAUGUAAAUAUAUUUACAUACACAGCCCUAAUUGAUGGAUAGGAUCGUCUAGACUCUAGUCUAGAGCAGGGAUAGGCAAACUAUGGCCCGCUGGCAAGCCCAUUCAAUCUGGCCUGUGGGAGUUUUUUUUGGGUGGGGGUGAAUUAUUAUGGGUUAAAAAAAACACUCCAGCCUCCCGGGUGGCGCAGUGGUUAAGGGCGCUGUACUGCAGCACCAGCUGUGCCACCAGAGACUCUGGCGCACAAUUGGCCUAGCGUCGUCCGGGUUAGGGAGGGUUUGGCCAGUAGGGAAAUCCUUGUCUCAUCGCGCACCAGCGACUCCUGUGGCGGGCCGGGCACAGUGCACGGUGUUUCCUCCGACACAUUGGUGCGGCUGGCUUCCGGGUUGGAUGGCCCUGUGUUGGUUGGGUUGUGUAUUGGAGGACGCAUGACUUUCAACCUUCGUCUCUCCCGAGCCCGUACGGGAGUUGUAGCGAUGAGACAAGAUAGUAGCUCCUAAAACAAUCGGAUACCACAAAAUUGGGGAGAAAAAGGGGUAAAAAUCACACACAAAAAUAAAAUAAAUAAAAAACACUCCAGGCCACUGUGUUGAAUGUCUAAAACUAGAUAGAAGAUAUGUAGAAAUUAUAAUGGACUUCAAAUAACUGCACUUUUUCUGGCCCGCAAAAAGAUUUUGACAAACAAAAAAUGUGCGGCCCUACGUUGAAUUUCGAAAUCCUGAUGUGGCCCUCGCCAAAUAGUUUGCCCACUCCUGGUCUAGAGCCUACCCCGCUUACCCCUUCAAAGUAGGAGGAAACAUAUGCAAAUAAAAGUUGAAUGGUCAUUGGUCAGAAUAAUUUGAUCAGAAUGUGAUGUCAUGCUGUUGGCCAAAAACUCCAUCCCACCUGAGCAGGUUGAAAUUCCAAGAAUAUUUUUUGUCUUCCACAAAGCUCUUUACUAAAAGGUUAUUAUCAUAAUUUUCACCAUUUCAGAGUGUUAUUUCAGCCUUUAUAGUGUUGGAAUAUCAUUUAAAAAAAACUGGAAAUCACAUUUUUGACUGAACUGCCCCUUUUAAAGAAAACCAUUCAGGUGUAUUUUGUGGGUUUUGCUGAGUGCUUUCUAUGACCUAAUGUCGUGCUGUUGUAACUGCCUGUAAACACAGUUCAAAGUGAAUGGCAUUAUCCCCAUAUGGCAAUGGCUUAUUUGCAUAUAGGCCGACUGUAGCUCUGAUUAGGUACGGCGUACUGGUCUGUGAAGAUUCUGAUCCGGGCCAAUACUGACAAGUUUUUAUUCGUUUUUAUUUAAUGCGGUAUGCUGUGUCUAUUAAUUGCUCAGACACACAGCCACUUUCCCACUCAUAUUACUAUAGAAUCUUCACAAAUACCCGACUCAACGUCAUUCCCAAACAUUCUAUGAAUGUAUAAAAACGUGAAAUGACCAUAUCUAUGUGCUCACUUGUCACAAAAUGUAAAGAAAUGCGCCAUAUUUGAAUGAGAUUUAAUGGUGCCCACCGGGGACCGCUCACAAGGCACCAGUUAGAGCACUGGUUCCCGACUCAGGUCCUCGAGUACCACCAACAGUUCACAUUUUUAUUGUAGUCCCAGAGAAGCACACCUGAUUCAACUUGUCAACUAAUCAUCAGGCCCUCAAUGAGUUGAAUCACAUAUGUUUGUCCAAGGCUACAACAAAAGUGUGUGCUGUUGGGGACUGUUGAGGACUGGAGUUGGGAACCACUGAGUUAGAGCAAUAAAACGAGGUUGAAAACGGCGAGGACAAUGUAAAACCCCACGUAGAAUAGAUUAACCUGAUGUUUAGAUAGAAAAACAGUAAGGUUCCUAGCAUGAUGCUUGAGCAGGAUGACUACACAGCUGCAUGCGACCCUGCUCCAAAAUGAUUUAUUUUCACAAAGAUUGUCGAAUAGAAGAAGAAGAAAGUCUUGGUGGUGGUGACACACUCAUUUCAUACAUUCUACUUUCCCUUAUGAUUUCCUGUUGUGGGAAUGAAUUUAGAGUUUGUCCCUUACUUGGUUGGGUCCUUAGGAAAGGUCAGCUAGGUGGGAAAUGACCCCAUACUUAUACAGUAUAUUCAGAAAUAUACAGAAAUGACCCCAUACUUAUACAAUGCACAAUUUUUAAAAUGUGAUCCACCUCAUAUUGGUCACAAAACCCAUACAGCCUUGAGUUUUAUGUUAUUCUCUUAAACAUAUUCCUCCUUAGCCUUCCAAUCUGAAGGCAAUAAUUCUGUAUAAAUUAAUUAAAUAAUGUUAACGUGUAGAUAAUUAUUACAAAUUUACAGCUAAAUUUAAGUGCUAAUGAUUUUAACCAGAGUUCCCGUCCAUGGCAUGUGUUUAUAAUGGCAACGAGGAAGUGACGUUUGUGUUGGCAUCAGCGCUGCUAGCAUGGAGCACCAAUCAUAGGGCUGUAACUACAGGAUAAUAAUAACAAAAUGUGUUUUUAGAGAAACCAUUACCAAAUGAACGCAAUUGUUUAAUGAUGACAACCUUAAUUAGAAGCUUCUGUAGAUUCUGUUAGCACUUAAAGUCUGAAACCAUCAAACUGCACUUGAGCGGUACAUUUAUAUCAUGUGUACACACACACACACUGUAUUUCUGCUCAAACUCAAAACAUGAUUCUAGUUUUAACGCUGAGCAGACAUAAAAAGGCUGACCUAGGCAAUUGAAUACAUUUGAGAAAGAAGGGGAGUUUGUGUGUGGUAACAAAAACAACUUUGCUUCAAACCUACAUGCGCCGACUACAUUUUAGCUUGAGUUAAUCAUAAUGAUUUUAAUUAACAUUAUCAGGUCUUGGAGGCUAUUUUAAUAAGUAGUGGUCCCUAGUAAGGAUGCAUUAUUUGUGGCACAUCCAACAAAGGUGAUUUAUGUACAGACCCUCGUUCUGCUCCUUUGCGUCAGUUAUGUCAACAUGUCCCUGUUCCCUGAAAUUCUGUUUGCAAGUUCAAGCUUGCAUUGUGGGGACUUUGCUCUCUGUAGGAGACUACUGCAUUGUGGGGACAAAGCCGUUUUCUGCAGAAAAACACUCCAGUCCAGAGCCAAACCGGACCACUGUGCUUCCGGGCAUUGUGGGGACUUUGCUCUCUGUAGGAGACUACUGUAUUGUGUGGGUUCUGCUCUCCUGUGUAGGAGACUGCUGCAUUGUGGGGACUGCUUUACUUUAUAGGGGACAGUUGCAUUGUGGGGACUCCGCUGUUUUCUGCAGAAAACACUCCAGUCCAGAGCCAAACCGGGCCACUGUGCUUCCGGCAAGGUGCGACAUUAACGAUGGCCCGCUGGCCCAGGGCCAGUGAAAAAACCACGAUCCUCGCGAGUUACAACUUCUCGAGCAUUCAAUAAAUGAGUUGAUGCCUUCACACUGCACACACAAGCACUCAUCAAUCCACUCACUGAGCUUUUUUAUUUUUGGGAAAGUGAAUCACAAAAGUAAACCUUUUAAUAGUGAAAAAAUGCUAGCAAUAGACUGGCUAGUAGCUACUGUUAGUCUGCAAAAAGAAUGCUAAAAAGACACCUAGUGUUCAUCUUGGCUAGCCUACUGUAGCCAGAUAUCUUUUGAAAAGCAGUUGUCUUAACGUGGCAGCGUCCUAUUUUGAGAAAACAAAUCUCCUAUUUUAGAAACAAAAAACAAUUAAUACAAUGCCAUUUUAAAGAAUAGAAUGUCUUACAUUGCUAAAUGAUAUAACACAGAUGUUUAAUAUAUACCCUAAUAACCAAAUGUUGUCUCUUACUUGCUGAAUAGAGUGAAAGCAGGUCAACCUAGUCCCGCCAUGACCCUAAUACAUUUAUAAACUACCCCAUGUUUGGGCCAGUAGAAAUUUUGUUCGGUCCAGUAGAAAAAAAAAGUUAAUGUUGGACCCUGCUUCCCGGGGCAGUCGUGUGUGAAAGUGAUGAGUGCACUGCGGGCCUGCUGGCAGACAGGUUGUUCUGUAACCAUUGGAGCGAGAGCAGGCAGGAGGCUGGGGAAGGAGGAAAGCUGAAUGCUGCUACUGCUAAAUGAUGGGCUUGUUUGGCCCGGACUCCAAGGCAGAGAGUGGUGAGGCUCAGUCUAGCUCUAUCAAUGUGCCUCAACUCAAGUCUUUUGUCUGUCUGCCUGAGACGACCACAGCACUCCUAGAAACAUCCCAGGCCUUCUUUUUUAUUUUUUUUACUAGGCAAGUCAGUUAAGAACAAAUUAUUUUUUUCAAUGACGGCCUAGGAACAGUUAACUGCCUGUUCAGGGGCAGAAUGACAGAUUUGUACCUUGUCAGCUCGGGAUUUGAACUUGCAACCUUUCGGUUACUAGUCCAACGCUCUAACCACUAGGCUACCCUGCCAUGCACUCUCCUGCCCUCCCUCUUUAUUUGUCUGUUACACUUUCUCUCUCCCUUCAUGUCUCUUCAUCUUUCUCGCUCACUCCUCGUACCCUGUCUAGAUGCACUGCCACUGGCUUCAGGUGUCCAGUCUCUACUCAGCAGCUCAGAGUCCAGGGAACACAGGGUUAAUUGGGAUACAGGGGCCCUUUCUUAACGAGGCCAUUAUGGCUUUAAAAAGGCUCUCUGGAUGUGCUGCUCACUGCAGUCUGCAGCUCUCCUGAGUCAGUCCACAGCACACAGUGAGAUGCCUGAAGGACAGACUCAUCAUCUGUACACAUGGGUUCUGUUCCAACUGGCACCCUAUUCCCUAUAUAGUGCACUACUUUUGACCAGAACCCUAUUGGACCAGAGCAGAAUACACAUGCCCUCACAAGUCGACGCCACUAAUGUCCUCUCAAUGCAGCACAGCCACUGUGAGGAGCCUUUACAUUUACAUUUAAGUCAUUUAGCAGACGCUCUUAUCCAGAGCGACUUACAAAUUGGUGCUUUCACCUUAUGACAUCCAGUGGAACAGCCACUUUACAAUAGUGCAUCUAAGUCUUUUAAGGGGGGGGGGGGGUGAGAAGGAUUACUUUAUCCUAUCCUAGGUAUUCCUUAAAGAGGUGGGGUUUCAGGUGUCUCCGGAAGGUGGUGAUUGACACCGCUGUCCUGGCGUCGUGAGGGAGUUUGUUCCACCAUUGGGGGAAUGGUUUUAUGGUUUAAAUUGUCAUUUCAGAGAUAUUUGCCCCCAUCUUGAAGUGUUCAGUUGUUCUCAUAUGGGUUGUUAUUGAUUGAUUUGAUGUUUAAGCCGAUGACAUAUGUGGUGUGGCCUGAUAUAGUAAGGGUGACAGUGAUGGCUUUAGGGAUUUUUAUGGUAUACGUUUAAAAUGUCCCCUUGUCUCUUGCUAGCUCGAUGUCGUUGUGAGGUUUGAGGCGGAGUAUAGAGAGCCAGUAGUCUCCUACACUUUGAAACUUAGGGCACCUCGAUGUGUCGCUAAAGUGCAAUCCCCCUUCCCUGACAUGCAAUCCAGAGCCUUUGAAUCCCGCGGUUCAAGGGUCAGCAUUCAAAACACAUAUCCUGAUAAUCCUCUUUAUAUUCAUUCUUAUUCCGGACAGAUUUCUUUUAUUUUUUAUUUUUACAAUAAUGUAUGAAGUCUUAUGUUCGGCCUCCUUGGAGGUUCCUCUCUUUGCUCAGGGUUUGAUGAAGAAAAUGUUAACAUAUAUCUGUAUAGCUUAGAUUUAUUUUAACAUUUGUGAAACUGUGAGUGAAACAAGAGUUUCGAUGAAAAUGAUAGAUUCUGAAAUAUGAAAAUACCUGGAAUGUCGUGCUGUCUUCUCCUGCUUGUUCUGUAGUUUUUUUGCUUUCUUCCAAAUGCGUUCUGGCAUGGCUUGCGGUAUCGCAACCAGUAGGGUUGGUAGACCAAAGAUUGUCAGGCACUUUAGUCAACCAUGUUAUCAUAGAAUCAUUAACAUUAAUCUCCAAACCACUGUAGCACAGAUCUAGAUCCCACCCCCCACCACCCUCAGUGUGUCAUCUCAUCUCACACUGUCAUCCUCCUCCUUCCUCCAGCCUGGUUCUCCAGGGGGGACUCUCCACUAUUCAUACUCAAGGGAGGGCUUACCCUCUUGGGCUUACUGUAGACUGAACCACCCGCCUACCCCCACCCGGCCAGGGAGGAAUGAGGACUGGGAGUGCAUGCCUUACCAACCAGACUGCUUGGCAGUGUCUCCACUCCCCCACUAACACAACCCUGAUCCCAGGUCACCAUCCAUCCACAUCCAGUCUAUGCAGGAACAUCGGUGGGGUGGACCGUGAGGUGUGCAUGGCCAGUGUGAUCAGGAUUAAUGGCUGUGUUGAGGUGGCAGACUUACAUUUCCAGUAUUUUUGCUGCUUUGAUUUCAUACAUCCAUACAGGGCCAGUCGCUCCUAUCAAGGGACAUAUGGGCCUGGAGGGUUAUCGAGGGUAUGGCCCACUGACUGGCUGGCCAGUGGAUUGAAUCGGGUUGUAACAAAACAAGAGGGAAGGGAGUUAUAUUAGUAGAACUGGGCUGAUGAAAUUAAUUAAUUAAUUCCCUUGCCUUUGUGAUACCCACAAAACUCGGCGCGAUAACAGAGUUGGCAGGCAUCAUUUACAGGUUGUGGCUGUCUUUCUUUCUGGGUCAACUCCAACUUUCGGUAAAAAACGAAAAUGAAAGCAAACCCUUGGGGCAUUUAUCAAACGAGGAGGCGGCAGUUUUAUCCGUUGCAUGCACUCCCAUCGUCCUCUUAGUACAAUACCACUGUACACGUAUUCAAAAAUCCCCCAAACUUUUAUCUUCAUUUUCUUAAUACAAAAGGGUGUUUGUCGACUCCUAUAGGGAGUCUUCCAAUGUGUUUCUCUCUUCCUUCGUCACGAUUCUGUACAUUUUUUUUUAUAUACUCCAGUUCAGAAUUAGUUUGCUGUGCUUCGUUGUUUUUGAAUUCAAAUGAUAUUCUCUCUCUCUCUCUCUCUCUCUCUCUCUCUAUUUAUUUAUUUAUUUAUUUAUAUAUAUAUAUACACAAUAGUGUCUGUCAUCUCAUGUCCCAUCUUGGCUGUGUAAGUUACCAUAUGCAGCUUAUUCACAACCUUCAACACUCCCUGCCUCCUGUUAUUUUUUUGAUAACAUUAUCUGAUUUUUUUCAUAUAUAUUUAUGUAUCUACUUUGAUAUAUACAUAUAUGUUUUUGUUUGUUUGUAGUGUGCCCUUUUUGAGGAAUUUCUUAUCUGAGAAGAGAAUGGGCUCUUUAAUUAAAUAAACGAAGCAUUGAUUGAGAGGAAAUAUUUUGUUGCAACUUAUGAAAUCAGACACCCCUUAAAGACAAAUAAAACUGAUAUGAUGAAUUA